Molecule: messenger RNA, 435 nt
Organism: Camellia sinensis
Lineage: Eukaryota; Viridiplantae; Streptophyta; Magnoliopsida; Ericales; Theaceae
Source: RefSeq, a predicted model, not a curated record
AUGGUGGCGACUACUAGGGCUAGGGAGGUAGGGGGAUGGCGUCUGGUGCUAUAUGAGCGGGGAAGACGGAAACAAGGGUCUGUACCUGCCAAACCAGGUAUCUACACAAUUUUUGUGGACAACAUUCCUUUGUCAAUGAAUCCAAAGGGGCUGUAUGAGUUGUUUAAGAAGUUCGGAGUGGUCAGGGAUAUGUUUAUCCCUACUAAAACUAGGAAAACCACAAGGUCAAGGUUUGGCUUUGUCAGAUAUGACUUCUCUGUUGCGGCGGAGAUGGCAAUCCAAAAGGCUAAUGGAGUGUGGUGUGACGACAAAGCUUUAAGGGUCAAGUUCACAGAGUUUGCAAAAGAUACUUCUGCUGGUAGGGGAUGGGUCAGUUUGUUAAAGAAAAGAAGGGCAAUAGGAGAGCGCAACAGCUUGGGAGGAGUUAUCUGGUGA